GGCAAUGGCCACGGCAGAGACUGGCUCGCCGGUGUCGCUUUCCUUAUUAGCAGCCCAAUGCACCGCGCUCUCCGCCAACCCUCCCCGCUUUCUCCCCCUCGCCGCCGUUCUUGCAGUUUGGUGGCUCUUCACGCUCCUCCUCCACUGGGCCUCCCCCGGCGGCCCUGCCUGGGGGAAGUACUGGUGGAGCAGAGGACGGCCCCUGUUCCCAGGCGCUACCGCCAUCCCCGGCCCCCGCGGCCUCCCCGUCUUCGGCAGCAUGGGCCUCAUGUCGGGGCUUGCCCACCGCAAGCUCGCUGCUGCGGCGGACGCCAUCCCUGGCGCCCGCCGGCUCAUGGCGCUAAGCCUCGGCCACACGCGCGUGGUCGUCACCUGCGACCCGGAAGUGGCCAGGGACAUCCUCAACAGCUCCGACUUUGCCGACCGCCCGGUCAAGCAGUCGGCCUACAGCCUCAUGUUCCACCGGGCCAUCGGGUUCGCCCCCUACGGGGCCUACUGGCGCGCCCUCCGCCGCGUCGCCGCCACCCACCUCUUCUCCCCCAAGCAGGUCGCCGCCUUCGCCCUCCACCGCGCCGAGGUAGCCGCCGAGAUGGUGCGCGCCCUCGACGGCCUCGUCGCCGCCGGUGGACCCGUCCAGGUGAGGACCGUCCUGAAGCGUGCCUCCCUUAACCACGCCAUGCGGUUCGUCUUCGGAAGGCAGUACGCAAUCGGGUGCGAGAGCCAGGAGGCGAUGGAGCUGAGAAGCCUAGUGGAGGAAGGCUACGACCACUUGGGGAAACUCAAUUGGGCCGACCAUCUGCCUUUUCUCUCUAGCCUCGACCUGCAACGAGUCCGGGGGGACUGCUCCGGCCUCGUCAGCCGAGUCAACCGGUUCGUGACCCGCAUCAUCGAGCAGCACCGAGUCGACCGUGAGCUUGACUCGGCAGCGCCGCCUGGCGAUUUCGUCGACGUUCUGCUAUCCCUCGAAGGCCCCGACAAGCUAUCGGACACCGACAUGGUCGCCGUCCUCUGGGAGAUGAUAUUUCGCGGUACGGACACCGUGGCGGUGCUGAUAGAGUGGGUGAUGGCUAGGCUGGUGAUGGACCGCGAGGUGCAUGGGAAGUUGCAGGCGGAGCUGGACGACGCGGACUGGGCGGUGACGGGAACCGAGACAUUCCUCGCGCCGCCGUAUCUGCAAGCGGUGAUCAAGGAGACGCUGCGGAUGCACCCGCCGGGACCGCUGCUCUCCUGGGCCCGCUUGUCCACGUCGGACGCCAGCGUGGGCGACGGCGCCUACGUGGUCCCUGCGGGGACCACCGCCAUGGUCAACAUGUGGGCCAUCGCACGGGACCCGAGGGUGUGGCCCCACCCGCUCCGGUUCGACCCGGCGCGGUUCACCGGCCCGGCGGCGGAGUUCACGGUGAUGGGGUCGGACCUGCGGCUGGCGCCGUUCGGGGCGGGGAGGCGGAGCUGUCCCGGGAAGGGACUGGCGAUGGCGACGGUGGAGCUGUGGGUGGCGGCGCUGGCGCAGGCGUUCGAGUGGCGGCCACCCUCCGAGGAUUGCGCAAGCGUCGAUCUUUCAGAGGAGCUGAGGCUGUCAUGCGAGAUGGCUUCGCCGUUAUCCGUACGACUGCGGCGGAGGCCAGCUCAGCGAGUAGUGGCUUGAUUAAAAUACAGUGGUUUAAUAAUAAUAAUAAUAAUAAUUAUUAUUAUUAUUAUCGGUUUUUUUAAGAUAUAUAAUUGAAAGCAAAUUAAAUCCUCCGUCCUCAAUAUCACAUGUCCCCGUGUUCAACUCGUCGUCCCAAUCCACCAUCAGCGGCUUUCGGCCACCGUCUCGAUCAACACUAUAAUCCUUAGAGAAGGUGAACCUAAGGAGAUCGCCAUUGACACAAUUGACAUCGGAAUCGGCCAGAUCUGAGCAAACUUUCCUCAACAUCGAUCUAAGUCCCUGUUCAGAUUCUGUCGAAUUUCGACGCCGAUCGUACCGAUGACAAUUCCUUUGGAUUUACCUUCCCUAAGGAUUAUAGUAUUAAUCGGGACGAUGAUCGAAGGCCGCCGAU
This is a messenger RNA of Zingiber officinale, 2039 nucleotides long. RefSeq names its product cytochrome P450 78A9-like. NCBI's taxonomy places the organism in Eukaryota, Viridiplantae, Streptophyta, Magnoliopsida, Zingiberales, Zingiberaceae. The transcript is spliced from 2 exons. The record is from RefSeq and is a predicted model, not a curated record. The coding region runs from base 5 to 1645 and encodes 546 amino acids. Gene Ontology annotation, molecular function: heme binding; oxidoreductase activity, acting on paired donors, with incorporation or reduction of molecular oxygen; iron ion binding.